AUGCCGGUCGCUCGUAAAAAAUUAGCAGCCUGCGAUCCGUGCAGGGCCGCCAAAGUGGCGUGCGACCAUUCCCGGCCGGUGUGUAUCAGGUGUCAGAACCAGUCGCGGGAGGUCGAGUGCGUCUACCGCGCCUCGCCGUUCAAGAAGACGAAGCGCGGCGCGGAGCAGAGCACCACUACUCCGGCGACACCCGGGCUUCUCAGGUAUGGUUCUAUGACAGGCCCCCUCUGCGACAUUGUGUCUCCUGCGUCUCGGAGUCUUGGGUCCACGCAAGGGGGGGUUCGCGGCAUAAUGCACGGGGAACACGAGGCUGACGUGACAGGCAGCCACACGCCGAGCAGACAGCAGAGCUUCGCCGCCAAUGGCCCGACGCCCAUCCUGGGCGGCGAUGCCGUCGCGCCCAAGUCGCAUCGGUAUCCCAACCCCGGCUAUCUCGGGUCGUUUAGCUCCACCAUAUUGUUCGGCAACCUGCAGGAUAUGCGCGACCCCGCCGUCCUGGGGGGUGAGGGCGCCGGCGUCAGCUCAGACAACCCCAUUCGCGAGGCUAAUGUCACGCGCGGUGCGGGCCUGAUCAAGCAGAUCGAGGCCACCGUCUCUAUCGAGUCGUGCUGCAAAUUGAUCCUGGCCUGGACAGCCCGCGGCUCCAGCCUGCCGCUGGCGGGGCCCUUCCUGGACCACUGCAUCGCCACAAUGCGCCAGCUGUUCCCCAACCAGGGCCUCAAACCCGUCGCCAGUACGGAGCUCUCGCGGAGCCUGUUUCACAAUACGAGCCGCCCGAUCGACACGGCGUCUAGCACGACGCUGCAUGACUUUCAGGAGCAGUUUGGCCACCAGAGGUGUCGGUGGGAGACGCUGGGCUUCUUCUUCACGGCGGCGUCGCGGGCCGCGAUUGAAAUGUCCAAGUUCGAGUCGGCGCGGGAAUAUCGGGACUUGCAGCGGCUGGGCAUGAACUUAUCAGAUCUCAGUCUGGACAUUGCAUUGUCACUGGACUGCCUGAACGAUUUACAGCUUGUGCUGCAGUACGAGAACUGGAUCCUCCAUUCCUUUGUCGAUGGCGAUCAAAGCUACCAUUCUUGGAAGAGAUUAGGAGAUGUCAUCAGUUCGAUAUACGCGCUUGGACUGCACCAGCAGACAAAUAACGACUCUAACAGCCUGCCGGCUUUUUUGCUAGAGCUCCGGCGGCUCACCUUUGCCCUCACAUAUUCGGCAGACAAGAACGUCUCCAUCUUCCUGGGGCGGCCACCACGCAUACAUCUCAAAUACUGCAAACUCAUUCUUCCGCGUAGCGACGGACGUCUCGUCGAGCCGUGGAGAACGACCUGGCCGCAGGACAUGCAGUUUGACUACGUCGCCGAUAUACGCUGGGGUGCCUUGUGCGGCAUCUUAAAAGAAGAGAUUAUGGAGCUAUUUAACCUCGACGGUGUAAACGACAACCAUCCGAAAGUUAGAGAAAUCUACGAAAAGGCACAUGCCCAGUGGCAAGCCCUGCCUCCGCAAUUUCGUCUCGAAACCUCACUCAAGCUGUGCAACCAAGCCCCCAUCGUGCGCGACUUUAUCCUCAACGCGCGCCUCAACCAGCUGCACAUUCACUUUCUCCUGCGCAUGGUCAUCACCCGGACGCGGCCCGAGUCGGACGCCGAGCUCGUGUCCACGGCCGCCGAGAUUCUCGGCCUCAUCGUCGAGGCGCUCAUGCAAAAGGACUACCUCGUCAACUCCAACACGUCGCUGGUGUGGAAGGUGGCCUACUUUGGCCUGUCGGCCGCCGGCGUCAUCAGCCUCUGGCUGCUGCACCAGUCCUCCAAGACGCAGCCGCACCCCAUCGUCGACACGUCCAAGGUCUUUCAGAGCCUGAGCGUGCUCGUCGUCGAGAUGGAGACGGGCGUCCUCAUCGAGACCGACGACCCCAACUACAAGCUCCUCGUCGACGCCUCCAAGACGAUUGGCUGCCUGCUCACGCGCCUCAUCCACGGCCGCGUCACCCUGCCGCAGAGCGGAGAGAUGACGGGCAGCGGCACCGCCUCGGCGGCCAUGCUCGAGACGCAAGAGCUGGCGGCGGGGCAAGCGGGCUGGAACGCCUGGGACGGCCACACCCUGCAGGACUUUGAAUCGGACUUUUGGCUGAAUCUCGCCGAGCACCCGUUCUUAGCCGGAGGCGGAGGUAAUGAUUUGUAG
Messenger RNA from Cordyceps militaris CM01, 2172 nucleotides. RefSeq names its product Fungal transcriptional regulatory protein. The transcript is spliced from 3 exons. Bases 1 to 2172 code for a protein of 723 amino acids. Gene Ontology annotation, molecular function: DNA-binding transcription factor activity, RNA polymerase II-specific; DNA binding; zinc ion binding. Gene Ontology annotation, cellular component: nucleus. NCBI's taxonomy places the organism in Eukaryota, Fungi, Ascomycota, Sordariomycetes, Hypocreales, Cordycipitaceae. Gene Ontology annotation, biological process: regulation of DNA-templated transcription; DNA-templated transcription. The record is from RefSeq and is a predicted model, not a curated record.